Meloidogyne enterolobii is the source of this 741-nucleotide messenger RNA. NCBI's taxonomy places the organism in Eukaryota, Metazoa, Nematoda, Chromadorea, Rhabditida, Meloidogynidae. The record is from the annotation of a GenBank genome assembly.
UGCUGUUUGCUUUUGGUGUUAAACAACUUUGCUUUCCUAAAAUGGUUAGUUAUUAAAUAUUUUUUAAAUUCUCUUGAAUUUGUUUGAAAAAAUUUUGGGACGGGGUUUUGAAGGGUUAAUUUAGCCUGAUAUAAAUGAUUUUUGUCGAUUAGAUUUUUAAUGUUUCAAGAAUCAUUGUAGUGUAAUUUAUUUAGACUUUUAAGUUUGCUUCUGUAAGACUUUUGAAUGGGGAUGCGGUAAUUUUGAACGUGACAGACCCCCUUUUUUCCUCCCCAUUUUUCACCCUAUAUUUUUUAAAAAUGGUCAGACUUUUUCCUUUCUUCCAUCCAAUUUGCCUUUCUAAUUUUUGCCUGCAAUCAAACAAAAAGGAUUAUAAAAAGGAGGAAUUACGUUUGAGCGAUAAUGAUUUCGAUGCAUGGCUCGAAGAGCUUGGACUUCUCCAUGGAAAAAGAACCUGCCAUAAAUGUGUCCAUUUUUAAAAAAUAUAGGGUGAAAAAUGGGGAGGAAAAAAGGGGGUCUGUCACGUUCAAAAUUACCGGGGAUGCUGCUCUAAUUCGUGAACACUUUGAAAAGCAAUGGAAAGUUCUUGAGAUUGGAAAAAAGGUGCAUGUGAAGGUUCAACGUCUUUUUGAGAUGCCGUUGAAGCAGCAAGAGGAUAUGGUUUUGCAAUGCUUGCCAGUUGGUCUGAGGUUUAUUGAGAAGGAGAUGACGAAAAUUAGUGAAGAGCGUGAUAUUCUGACU